GGAAAGCACUCAAAACAAGUUUGCCCUCGCUUUCGGCACGGCGAAGCAGAAGCGGCGCUGGGUCCGGUGACGAGCAUUCGUGCGUCGGCCGCAUCUCCGCGCCAGUGAUGUUUUGGUUUCGGUGACAGACACGCGCUUGGCGGCGCCCGCACGCUCCCUCGGCCAUGGGAUUUUUACGAACGACGGCCAACGUCUUCUUCUUCCUCCUAUCUUUCGUCACAUUCUUCAUGGGUGUUGUGGUGCUCGGCUACAUGCUCUGGGUCCUGGCCACCACGGAAAACCGAAGGUUCAUCGACGGUGUCCUGGUGUUCACCUACGUUCACUUAGGAGUGGGGGCGGCCUGGUUCCUUACAGGAAUGUGCGGCUGGAUCGGGUCGUACAAGAAGGGCGGCCUCGGCAUGAAACUGUUCUUGUUCCUCGCCGUUGUCAUGGUAGCGGCGGAAAUAGGCGGCAUCGUUGCACUCAGCAUACUCAAGAUAAAGAUGGUGGACAUAUUAAAGUCCGGCUGGAUCGAAGUGAACGAACCGACGAAAAACUUUAUCCAGGACAGGCUGGACUGCUGCGGCUUCAGCGGCCCAAAAGAGUUCGCCACCACAAACAGCCACAUAGACGAGACCUGCUAUCGGUUAGUGGGCGAGACCGAGGAUGUCUCUAUCAAGGAGAUCCGCCGGAUCAAAAGGGCCGGCUGCAAAGAGAGGCUGGUGGACUUCUUCUACAAGCACAAGAUCAUUUGGAUAUCCUCGCUAGGCGUCGUCCUACUGCUACAGGUGACGGCGAUACUACUGUCCGUGUACCUCAUCAAUGCCAAGAAGAGAGAGCUACGCGAGAACUCCUUCAGCUCGCUGACCCACCGAUCCUAUACCACUGGCUACUGACAGCGGCCGCCGGCGCCGGAACAGGAAGUGCUCGUCUGGCUGUGACGAGCGAAAGUUAGUACGUCACCUACGACGUCACAGAGGGACGCCGGUCGAUCCUCAUCGAAGUCACGCGUGCCGGACCACAGCAGUUCAAGGCAGCGGCAGUGUUCUAGUGAACUUAGCGCGACGUAGUGUAGAAAACGAGUCACACGUUUGAACGUUGCUCUACAUGGACAUUUUCUUAACUAUCCGCAACGACGUCUAGCGUUUUGACGUAGGUGCACAAUAUGGUGAUAGUAUGUGACACCGUUGAUGAUUCCGGCGCCGAGUUCAUGCCAGUCACGGAAAGAUGUUAUAUCAUGAUGAUUGACGGAUCGAAGCGUCAGCGACUGCUGCGGCUUCGCCAGAGUAUCUUGUAACGCGAUCUUGCUUGCAAUCGUGUACAGAGGGGUCAAAUUAACACGAAAACUGCGAGAUUGGGUAUUCACGUGACUCUCACGUCGGUCUCUGUCCCCCGAAGACAAUUGAGUGACGUCCACAUUCUGUGAGGGAGUCAUUUGAGAGACGUUUCAUACACCCAAAUUCAGAACGUUUGUACGGUUUGCGCCCUUACAGAGUGAGCGUACACUAUAAGACAAAAUAAGGCGUAUUUGGAGCGUUUUUCUGUCAAACAACUAUAAUUGUCACCUAUUUCACGUGCAUCAAUAGCGUUAUCGCCGCCCUCCCGGGACUUCCUCACUCUAAAAAAAAGGGAGUAUUUUUUACUCUUUUUUUGGUGAGUCCUUACUUGCCACGUCUUUGACUCUCUUUAAAGGGACACGUUAACUCUCUUUUGGGCCCCACGACUUUCCGAAGUGAGUAUAAUGGUAUCCAGAGAGAGCUCACGUGUCUCUUUAAAGGGAGUCAUGUAGGUAGGCAAGUCAAGACUCACAAAAAAGAGUCAAAUGACUCCUUUUUAUCUUAGAGGGCCGGUCACGAACGGCGUGCGGCUAUCAGCGUGACACAACACUCUUGAUAAGAACGUAGCGAGCCGCAGUUUUCGAGAAAGAAAACGAGAGCUAGAUGACGAAUAUUGUUGCAUGGCAGAAAUACGCCCCAAACACUCCCGUUUGCCUAUAGAGUGUGCUCAGGUCGGGAACAGCGGAGUAAAACGUUCGGCAGAUACGUACCCCUGCGAGAAAACGGAGUCACCAACACUCCUUUUGCUCUUGUAGUGCAAAGUUAAGAAUACGCUAUGGAAGGAAUUCUUAGGAUCACCCAUCAGGUUCGUGGUAAAAGGUGGAGCCUGGAAAUCAGAUGUAUGGCAUAGGUGGCAAGCAGCUUCUUGAACACAUUAUUUUUUUCUUAGAUAAACGUUCAUUUGUCUGCUUCUUUGUACAUAAGUCGCAUAACGUUGACACAAGAGUGUUUAUUUACUUUGUAUAUCGUACUCAGGUGCAUACAAGCUUAAAAGUGUAGUAUAAUUGUAGUGUAGCUAUCCCUCCCUGGAUACAGUCAUACUUUCUCGCGGCUCAAAUACAUGCUGCGUACUGUUAUGCCGUAGCCUGAGGCUCAAGUGACGGUUACCUUAACGAUUUAUUGUAUAAUGUCCUGUUCCUGGUAGUUCUUGUUCCACAAGCUUUGUUUUUGUUGUGAGUACUGUGACAUCGUUCGCGUAUGAGCAUUUAGUGCAAUUCGCGUGCACUUAGUGAUGCACUACGGGAAAAAAACAGCAAUUUCUGUAUAUCCUCUUUUCCCAUGCUUAGCUCCAUUGAUGGUGAGCUCUCGAGGCGUAGUGCACGAAUGCUAUUGAAAGAAUCACUCAUCUUGAAUACGAAGGCAUGCGUUUUCAUUAAUCAUCGAGUCAUCACGAGGAGUCUUUAUUGUACCUACUCCGAGCUAUAUCAUCCUUAUAAUAACGUCAUGUAAUUUCUCUUACAUCUUAUCGUUUUCAUCGAAUGUUAGCUGUUGUAAUAUCGUUUGCGACAUCGCCAGCCUUAGCGCCUAAUGUUGCAUUCACACCGUCAUUUCACAAUAGAAUGCUCAAGAGACGUCGUAAAGGUGUAGUUUAGCGUGGGUUUACAGGUAAUUGUCGAACUUUUUCGAACAGACUACAUCGAUCACAAGGCUUCUCGCUCUGUAAUAACGGGCCGAGCGUAGUGCACUCGUCGGUUGAUAAUGAGUAUUGGAUAUCUCGUUUAGCAUACCAAAGUUAUUUCAGGAAGUACUCCUCCCCAUCGCUCCUUUUUCGUGUUCCGCAUCUUCGUUAGUCGUACUAGGAAAUGAGCUCUUCAAGAGAAGAAGAGAAGAAAUAAUAGAGAAGGAUAGGCAGGGAGUUUAACCAGUAUAGGACAACCGGUUUGCUACCCUACACAGGGGGACAGGGUGGGGCGAUUUAAAGAAGGAGAGGAAAGAGAGAAAGAUAGAAAGAUAGCACAUGACACUGCACACACAGAAUCAGUCGGUCACUCUUGCGUGGUAAGCGACAUUUUUGUCACAGCCGCUUGUCCAAGUUCGUCUCUCUUAAAAACCUCAGCAGUGCCUUCGUCGCCUUCAGCUGUGAUGUCUUCUGUUGACGGCAUGCAAGAACUGUUUCAACAGACAUUUGUCUACUGUCAAGGCGCGCUAGAACGGACGCCAGUGACUGUCUCUGGACAUUAUACGCCGGACAGUAAGUCGCACAGGACGUGGUGUAGCGUCUCCUCGCAACGACAGGCAUCGCAAAGAGCGUUGUCGGCCAUUCCAAUCCAAAAGGAAUAGGACUUCGUAAAUGCCACGCCUAGCCACAAGCGAUAAAAGAAUCUGCACCCAUCUGUAAGGGCCAGUUGCACAGAAGUGAACGGCAAGAGAGUCUAGGUCUCAUACAAGGUACCAGCAUUUGUUACACUAUUUUGUUCACCCACUUUGGCUUUAGUUUUGUGCAAGUACGAAAGGUUAUUUGUAAUGAGCAGGGUUGGGGGGGGGGGGGUCAGCUUUGACGAGAGAGAUUUCACAAAAGCCUGGAAAGGCACCCCUGAAGGAACUAGUUAUGGGGUCAGCUAUAUGGCUCCAGUCAUAUGGAUGAGGUGGAGAGGGCGGGGAAGGGCAAGCUAAUAUUUCUGGGGGGCGGGAGACUGCCUUUACUGCCGCCCCUUCUGGCACCUCCCCUGGUUAAGGUUGAACUCUAGGCCAUCACAAUGUAGUCAUCGAGGCCCUAACUGUAUGCUUUAGCAUCCAAAUAAAUUCUGUUCUAUUUCGCUCCCUAUGCCAGUACCAACGGCCAGCAAUCAGCAUCAGAGAGUUCGAAUUGGCCUCUACACGAAUUACGAUUUACGAAAUACGGAUAUACCAUAUACCUAUAUGCCAAUAUGAAAACAUGACCAUUGGUUCUGCUGGCGCCAUGAUGUGACGCUGACGUUAAGACUCUGUCGUAGUCUUUUCGGAUGCGACUUGCUCAUUAGCCAACGGCUGUUCUUUCUAUCCACCCUUCAGCGAGAACAAUGAUGUGACACAAAAAUAUUUAUCACAAGUCUCGACUGCACAAACAGUCGCAACGUGUCGCUACCGUCGCUGCUUCUGCCGUCCGCGCAUCUCGAGUGUUCCACUGGUGGUUAUUGUAUUCGAGUAGCGACGAUGCGUAUGCACUAACAAGCUAAAUUACCUACUUGCCGCUAAGGCAAAAGUUCACGAGAAGAUGAAGGCUUGAUGAAUAUUCUUAAACAUGAGGUGUCGCUGGAGCCAUGGGGUUUUAUAAUAAUUCGCUAGAGGGAAGUAUGGCGCUCGUGUCUAUAGGAGCUGCAACGCAUGGCGCUUCAGAUAGCAUGGGAACGAUGGGUAGAACAUGGAUCUGCCUAAGCUUCGUUCUUUCGGCUACGUGUGGCUCCGUGCGGCCUGCAGCCGCUUUGUCGCAAGACAAAGAUCAGCAAAUGUUGAGCAGUUCUACUUCACCACCUUGACCUUUUUAGGCUCACGAAUUCAAAUCUGGUUACGAAGUUCAUAACGAUCCAUUCUGUUAUCUGAAACGAACGCCAAAACACAGCCAUAAACAAAGACACAAGUGCAUUGGAAGCCGCAAGCAUGAAGAUUAAGCAAAUCCGUGUACUACCCAUCAUUCCCAUGGUGGCUCAACGAUCGCAGCGCCAGAGUUCCCUUUAGUAAAUAUUGUAUGACACACUAUGGCUGGAGCCAAGGUUUCGACGUCUUGUCUUGUCUUGUCUUGUCUUCUUCGAGGCAGUUAGUUGCGGCCUUGAAGAAGACAAUACCAUUUGUGGAAAUGUUGGAUCCAGCGACACCCCGUGUUCAAGAAUAUCUUAUACUUCCCGCUAGCAGAUUUAAAAACAAAAACGCCUCAGAGAAAAGUGCGAAACAUAUUCAUGCUUCCUGAAAAAAGUUAAAAGGCACGUUCUCACACGUGGCGUGUAUCAUAGUACGGUGAAGUAAGCAUGCCAGCGGCGGCUUGGCUUUACGCAGAGUUCCUUUUGUUGCUUCUAGUCAAAGGACACUCACUUGGUCACCAAUAACCUGGAAGUGUGCAGAAGGCUGUAAACGUAUUGCUAGCGUGCUAGAGACCAAAGGUACCGCUUCUCGUGGCGCGCAUGUCCAUCGUCUAUUACGUCAAGUACUAGCAUAUCAUACACAUCUCUUGUGAGCUGCGUAUACACGUGUCCAGCUAAAGGUAUCUGCGAAAUUCUCAAGAAAUUCGAUCAUGUCAUCACGGUGUCCACGCUGAAGAAGAAAAUUGUGCCGAUAUUUUCUUUCGCGGGAGCAGAUGGUUCUCUCGUUGUUGCUUCUGUUAUCUGUAGUUCUUUCACUGCUCUUGGCAAGCACUCACUCUCCACGCGCACAAGCACAUCUAAAGCAGUCUAGCAUGAAGUACGAAAACUAUCGAAAAUAUAGGUAGAGCAAACAGCUAUAAACCCCAACGGAAAAUUGCAACUUCGAGAGCGUGCGCGGUCGUGAAAGAGACAAACUUUCGUCGGAACGCUAUAACUGAAUGAUGAAAAGCAGCUUAAAACAUCAACUGCGCAUGCCCAGGGGUGGCUAUAGUCACCGAAUACGUCUCAUUUCACACUACAGUCACAAGACAAAAACAGAAAAAGCAAGGAGAGGGCAAGUAUAUGUUGAACAUACCAGACGCUAUGUUGUCUAUUCUGGAACAGAACAGAAGGGAACAGAAAGAAGAGAGCAGGAAGAACAACAAAUGAUCCACACAGAGUUAAGAGCAAGUGUUCAGUUAGCGAGUUAGCAACUCUUUGCUGUAUAAUUAGCAAGAGUUCUCGGACGUUCCAGCAGCUAUCCCAGUUUGCCGCUUCGCCAGGUUAUUGACCUAGUAUACUGAGCUCCGAUUGGGUAGGAGCGUAUAGUAAAGGUACACCGCAAAAGAGUGACAAAAACUCUCGAAAGUGGAGUUAAUCACAAUCGGCAAGACCUUAUGGCACUCCUCGCUGGUACUCCGUUGUUUCAGACUGGGCUGGACAAUCGCAAUUAGUAACAGAAACACAAUGUAUCAUGGGCCCCAUCACUUUCCCGUCUCAAUUCUCAUCACGCAAGGGAAUCACACCAUAUGAAUAUGUACGUGCGCUCACAUAUCGAGAAACAUUAUUCAUCAUGACCGGUUUUUGUGGAGGGGAAUCACUAGCCCCAUUCAUAACUAAACUAACACUCCUAAACUAAACAAACUAAACUAGCACUAUUAUUCAUCGUUACGAGUAAUCAAGCAAGUUGAUCAUUCUCUUCGUGAAUUCCUUUCUUUCUUUACACGGCUCAGGGCACAUACUUGCCGGCAUCCUGUCAUUACACACAUUACCGGCAUCUUGUCAGCGUUAUCAGUAGGCUGUCCACCAAAGAUGCAGCUUUUGUUUUCUUUUGCGUUAUUGUGUAACCGCAAUGUAUGGUGUGAUUGUUUGCUAUAUGUAUGAGAAAGAGGCAGUAGCCAGUGGUCACAUGGUGUGGCAGUUUUUCGUAAUCCAUCUUGUUACCGUAGCCCGACGUCCGCGCGCUGACAGAGUGGUCUACAGAACAACGUCUCGACCACGAUGGUUUGCAGACACGCAUACAAGCUCACACGUCAGUACACAACAUCGCACGUUCGCAAAAAAAAAUUUAAAAAAAAAGAUUGCCUCAGAUAAGGCUGAAAAGUUCAUCUGUAAGCAGGCUUCAAGGUUGCUCCCCUGAGUUGCCUUCAGAGUGCGGAAAUAAAUUAUGCCCCGUAGCUAUCUUAUGGAAUGCACUUACGUAAAUGUUAUUCGGCUCCUGUUUAAGGAAUUUACUGGGCCAAGUGAGCGAUUUAGAGUAUUUCUUUUGCUUCAGAAAAAGUGUUUUAUCAUUGUAGUAAUUUCUUACGCCUUGCUUUGAAACCUUAGGGGCGCGUUAAGUAUGUGGCAUCAGUGCAAGGACGACGGGGCAGUAGGUAACUUGCACAGCAAAACUGACAUGUUAUCAUCAUGCAUAUUGAUGGACGUUCAGUGUUUGAGAAAACGCACGAGUAAAGUUCAUAUUAAUUCUCAAUUUAUAACUGCCCUGGUUGCCACAACGCGAUGUGCCGGGCUGGUGCAUUAUGCGAAGGAUAUGACUUCGCAAGCAUUUCUUUCAUAUUUUUUUUUUAAUUCUAAUCGGGCUUCUGCAAUCGUUAUACGCAGAAACCCCUAUAUUCUAAAAUUCUGGAAUUUCGAUGUUUGAAGAAAUAGAAUAGCAAAUUACUGAGUUAGUAUUUCGACUCAAAGUAGAUGCGUUGGCAUAUUAUUGAAAUUUUCCAGCAUUUGGUUGCCACUGAGGGUACGUAACUCGCUGGAGGAAGGGGACUCUCUAGUGAAUCUUCGAUUGAAACGUUUGUUGUUGACAUUACCCGUUUUACGUUAAACAAGGAGUGAGAGACAAAGAGAGAGAGAGAGAGAUAGAGAGAGAGAGAGUGAAAUGAUGUAAAUUCAGGGAGGUUAAUUAGACUUUGUCCACUUAGCUACCCUACAUGCCGGCAAUGGUAUGUGGGAAGUGAACGUGAGAUAUGGGAGCACCAUUUUGAUUUGGGCGAGUUGGCACAAGCUUAGCUGGGGAAACACAGCUCAGAAAGACGAGGACGAAGGUACACAGCGCUCGUCCAGUGUACUGUGUUCCUUAGCCCUCGUCUUUCUGCGCUGUGUUUCCCCAGCAUGGGAGUAUACCGCUUACGUUGGCGAAGACAAUGUGCUCUUGCUCACACACAUAUAGUCUCGGUCUCCUAUUGCAGUGUGUACCGCUUUCAUCUUUCAGUAUUAUCUUUUUUCCUGUACUGAUACAGUUGUUGCGUCCUUUGUCGUGGUGAACUCUUUACAGUGUGCGAUAAACAGUGUUCUUUCCAGUGCUGCUGCUCAUGGCGGCUUGCGUGAAAGAUGACGCAUUAAUGAACAUUGAGUUUUACCGUAUUUCAAGUGUAUCGGUAGCUUCUUGUGUUUACAAUACCAUCAGUCAACGGUGUAUUCCCCGCCUACGACUGGUAGCAUCUAACUUCCUUACAUCGUCAUUAUACCAUCUCUUUGAUGACACGCUCAGGCAAUUGAUGGUUUGAUGCAGGACUCCUCUGCAUGAAACACCAGGAAGGAAAAAAGAAUCGUGUCGGUCAUAUAGGAUAACAAAAGCAUCGAAAGCGCUUCUAUUUCAACAUGGCUAAGCAAGAGCGGCAUGCUAUGCAUGCGUGAUGAUCUUCUUUUAAAUAGGAAGUUACGAAACAAGAACACAAAUUGUACAUAUCAUGCAGCAGUAUUAGCCUGCACUCACGUUCACUUGUUCACUUUUGUGAACAACCAAGGGCCAUCCUUGCAGACUGUGCCGGAUACUCUCUGGCAUCGUAAUAUGAACUCACGACAGCAGUGUCCUUGAUGUUUUAUCGACCAGGACUAGGAGUUACGAGGUGCUGUAGUGAUACUUAUGGCUCAGAUGCCGCUAGUUUUCUAAACUUUCGCUUGAAGCACGUAAUAUUUUAAUGGUCUAUUUAGAGUUUUGACUAUGACACAGUUUAUCAAGUAAGUCGUUGUGAUUUUGGACGGACGAUUGCGUAUCGGAAGGCACAUGCAGACCGCGUACUCGCAAAGCACAAGCCAAAGAGAUUUUAGCGCUGCAAAGUUGAAGCGGUCAUGAACAAAGUGGCAGCCCAGUAUAGCACUUGUGUUUAAGCAAAAUAAGUCAGUGGCCUCAGUAACGUUAUUACUCCUGAAUGUAUUUUAUUCAAAGUAUGGUCACGCAUUCCUUCGACAACUCCUUUUAACAUAUGCUAUCUUUUAUCCAUCGAAUUCAUAUCGCACUCAACGAGCUGCUUUUGUACAGCAUGUUGAAUGGCAUAUCAAGACGUAUACAGUACGUUUUGUAAACUCGUGCGGACUGCGCGUAAGUUCUAGCAAAAUGCGUAGUUAGCUUUGCCCACCAUAUGCCUCACCUCUAUACACAUGUGUCUCAUUGUCCGUUACUACACUUUUAUGAGCAGCUACCGUCAUACUUAACACGAACAGCUCUUAAAAUCCCACUUGCUUCUCAUGUAGGCGGCACUGGACAUUCAUUGUUUUGGAUUCUUUGAACGUGCUAGGUCAAGGCAUUGUCUCAACGAAGCAUUUCAUGUUCGCUUCCUACAGUCUGUACUUGUUGACGCUAAGCGACUCUAGAUUCAUCGUGCCUGUUAAAUAUGACGGUGGCUGCACUCCUUUGUCUUAGGUGAAACGUGGAGAGCAACAAAAAUAAAUAAAUAAAUAAGCACGUAACGUUCCCUUUUCUGCUGUACGUUAUGUGAACAACAAGAACGUAAUAAAACAUGAAUUUGA
Messenger RNA from Rhipicephalus sanguineus (brown dog tick), 9598 nucleotides. RefSeq names its product CD82 antigen. NCBI's taxonomy places the organism in Eukaryota, Metazoa, Arthropoda, Arachnida, Ixodida, Ixodidae. The record is from RefSeq and is a predicted model, not a curated record. The transcript has 9 exons. The coding region runs from base 165 to 875 and encodes 236 amino acids. Gene Ontology annotation, cellular component: membrane.